This is a messenger RNA of Aethalodelphis obliquidens (Pacific white-sided dolphin), 3462 nucleotides long. RefSeq names its product leucine rich repeat containing 28 (gene LRRC28). Gene Ontology annotation, cellular component: cytoplasm. The transcript is spliced from 11 exons. Bases 165 to 1256 code for a protein of 363 amino acids. Lineage: Eukaryota; Metazoa; Chordata; Mammalia; Artiodactyla; Delphinidae. Gene Ontology annotation, molecular function: protein binding. The record is from RefSeq and is a predicted model, not a curated record.
UCCGCGCCCCGCCCCGUCCCCUCCCGGCGCCCCGCCCCGCCCGCCGAGUCCCGGCUUGCCGUCCAGCACCUCUGCGCCCGGGAGCGCUGGCUCCGCUGGUCGAGAAAUGGACCAAUUUUGACAAGAUGUAGUGCUGCAGUGUGCCUGAUGGGAUAUGUUCAGUCAUGGCAUCCGAACUUUGUAAGACGAUCUCUGUGGCAAGGCUGGAAAAGCACAAGAAUUUGUUCUUAAAUUAUAGGAAUCUGCAGCAUUUCCCAUUGGAGUUACUAAAAGAUGAGGGACUACAGUACUUGGAGAGACUCUACAUGAAAAGGAACUCCCUUACAACCUUGCCAGAAAACCUUGCUCAGAAGCUUCCAAACCUUGUGGAACUGUAUCUUCACUCAAAUAACAUAGUUGUGGUUCCGGAAGCCAUUGGGUCCCUUGUAAAACUACAGUGUUUGGAUCUUAGUGACAAUGCCUUAGAAAUUGUUUGCCCAGAAAUUGGUCGUCUGAGAGCUUUACGUCAUCUUCGAUUAGCUAAUAACCAACUGCAAUUCCUACCUCCAGUAUCAUUUUUGGUGGGUUCCAGCAUCUUCCUGUCAAUGGUUGUUCAGCAGUUAGUUGUGAAUUCAGUGCUCUUGCAAGAGGAGUACCUCACUGUGGACCGAAAUCGUCUGUGGUGUGUGCCGCGCCAUCUCUGCCAGCUGCCCAGCCUCAAUGAGCUCUCCAUGGCUGGAAACCGUCUUGCAUUUUUGCCGCUUGAUUUAGGUCGAUCUCGAGAACUACAAUAUGUGUACGUGGAUAACAACAUUCAUCUGAAAGGCUUGCCGUCCUAUCUGUACAACAAAGUCAUCGGGUGCAGUGGCUGUGGUGCUCCCAUUCAAGUUUCCGAGGUGAAGCUGCUUUCCUUUUCAUCAGGGCAACUAACAGUUUUCCUCCCUGCUGAGGUGAAGGCCAUAGGGACAGAGAAGGAUCACAUCCUGCCUCUGCAAGAGCUGGCCAUGAGGAGUCUGCAUCACACCUACCACAGUUUUCUAAAAGAUCUGGACUUUCUGUCUCCAGUCUCGUUACCCAGAAGUCUUCUGGAGCUGCUGCACUGCCCCUUGGGGCACUGUCACCGGUGUAGUGAGCCCAUGUUUACGAUUGUUUACCCCAAGCUAUUUCCCUUGAGAGAGACGCCAAUGGCAGGACUGCACCAGGGGAGGACAACUGUGAGUUUUGUGGCUUACUGCUGCUCCACCCAGUGUCUGCAGACUUUUGACCUACUGAGUUGAUAAACACUCAAGAGCCUCAGGAGUGUUGCCAGCUUGACACUGCAGUUGCCUGCAUAUCGCACAGUGUGACAGAGGGACAGGAGAGUCCAGCCAGGCCCAACAGGCCCUUCCGAUCUGUCCUGUCACACUUGGGGACUGCAGGACUCUGGAAAUGUCAUGAUCGAGCUUCAGAGCUGAAAUGCCUUCACCCUUCCCCCAAGUUGGAAUAUAUCCUUCCCCAAAUUAAGAACCCUUUGUCUUCCGUGUUUUUCUUUUAUGUCAGCGAGUCUCUUAUGCAGACUAUUUAGUUUGAUGUGCCUCCCCAAAUCUAAUUUAGAGCAAGUUUAAGCUCCCUGAAGAAAUGUAAUUUGAUAAUAUAACCAAAUUAACUUUUGAACACACAUACUUUCAGUGGUAUCUGUAAUCUUCUCAUCUCUCUUUCUUUCCCCAGAGAAUUAUUCCCCAGAGGUUAUUCUCCGUGUUUUUAACAAAUUUCAGUAAACCCUGUGACCUCAAUAGUAUUGAAUAGUGGUGGGGGGGAUGGGUGCCUGAGUUGGCUUCCAAGUUAGACUCCAGUAGGGGCUUCAUGAGGGUCCUGGCACAUACCCUCUGGAAAGUUACAACCUUGUUUAUAAAGUUUUGCAACAUAUUAAGAGACUUUUGUGAGAGGGUUUUAAAAAUAAAACUGUAGAUUAUAAAUGAAAUACACACUUAAUUUGAAAAACUACAGAAAAAUAAUUUUUGAAUUUUUAAUUUCCUGAUAAGAUUUUUUUAUAUGAGAAGAGGGACAUAUGAGGCUUUAAAAGAUCUGAUCCUUUUCUUUCUAGAUUUAAACAUUUUCUGGCUACUGAGAAAGGGAGAGAAAAAACACAUUAAUAUAUGAUCUCUGGUGUUUUUUGUUAGAUGGGUUAUGGUUAAAUUUAUAUUGACUUUGAAAUAUUUUUGUUACAUAUGACAAACAGGCUUCAGCUACUUCUGCUACUAGUUUUUAGCAAGGUGAUUCUAAGUACAGCCUGUGCACAUUUAUUUAAAUACCUGGUGCAUUAGAUCAUCUUCAUUUUGACCUUAGGUUUCUUAUGUACUUGACACACUGUUGUCCAGAUAACAUUGAGAAAACACAGGAAAAAGCAGGUCCAAAUUCAGCCUUGGACUUUUGCAAAAAGGCCAUAAAUGGAAAGUGUGAGAUUAUGCUCUGACAUAAGAUAAUGCUCUUAAUGGAGGACUCACAUACUUGCUCUUCCUUUGAAAGGAUUGCAUUUUAAUAUUGCUUUGCUGCCAGAUGUUCAUCUGGUUGCUGUGAAGUGAUUCUUUUUUUUACUUUUUUAAAAAAGUUUAAUUAUACAUAGUUUUCUCUGAGACAGGACUAAAAGGGAACCAAGAAGUUUUACUUGGUAGGAAAAUUAUUUUCAAAAAAUUUCAGACUUGUCAAAAAUUUGGUUUAUGGAAUUUUAUUAGCUGCCCUAAAUCUGUAACGCUAGGCUCUAACAGUGCUAAAAAUCCUACAUAGUUACUGACAAAUGUGUGAUCUUUUCACAGUCACACCACCUGCUGCCUGGAAAGCAGACUAUCCACAUAGAAUGGUGAAGGCAGAACAUUAUCAACUGUAUUUCCACUGUUCUUACUUCCUCUUGUCCCUUUCAUAACUUGGCCUCUUCAGCCUUAAUAUUUCAAAGGCUUAUGGUAUAAUAGAAACUGAAGAUCUAUAUCAAAAUGUAACACUUCUUUCAUCCUUUGGAAUAAUUGAAGUUUUAGUGUAACCCCUCCAUGUAUAUAAAUUGGGAGGUGAAAAAUGUGGCAUGAAAUUUCACAAAUGUGGUUGAGGCCUGUGUGGCUGCUACCUAUCAUUUAAGUGACAGUAAUAUGUUUCAACAUCUUUCUACUUUACCCUCUACAAUCAUAUGUCUUAAAAUGGAACUAUGAAAUUUGCUAACCUGAUAUUCAGGAUUCUGUUGAGAUAAGGAUAUGUAAUACUUUUAACUUGUUUGAAAUUUUACAAAGACACUUACAAUCCAAACAGCCUCUGUACAAGCAAUGUGUGUUGAACACCAGCAGUGGGCUAGGCAGACAACCUUUGGGUGGCCUCAGCCUUAAUCCUUGAUGCAGCACCCAGCUUAAUUGAUGAGAAAUGGAACUUAUAAUUUGGCUUCUUUGGUGCUGUUCAUUAUAAAAAUUUUGUACUGGAUUCACUGAUGUCUUUUGAUAUUAUAAAGAAGUGUUGUAGACUGGA